This is a messenger RNA of Amaranthus tricolor (Joseph's coat), 2916 nucleotides long. RefSeq names its product scarecrow-like protein 30. Gene Ontology annotation, cellular component: nucleus. The transcript has a single exon. Bases 360 to 2621 code for a protein of 753 amino acids. NCBI's taxonomy places the organism in Eukaryota, Viridiplantae, Streptophyta, Magnoliopsida, Caryophyllales, Amaranthaceae. Gene Ontology annotation, molecular function: DNA-binding transcription factor activity; sequence-specific DNA binding. Gene Ontology annotation, biological process: regulation of DNA-templated transcription. The record is from RefSeq and is a predicted model, not a curated record.
GCCCACACGUGUCGCUCAAUAUUCCGUCCACUACAUGAUUAAUUGAAAUAAGUAAAUAUUUUACUUAGUUUUUAUUUAUAUGAAUAAAUUGAUGGGCAUUGGUGGUGCUUGACUCUGGAUCUUGAGGUCAGUUUUCUAGAUUUCUCUAUCAUCCAGGUACUAUCUUCUAGCAACUCUUAUUUCUCUCUUUUUCAUCCACAAAGUCAAAGUUUUGAUUAUUAUUGUAUUAUCUUAGUUUCUCAUUUGAUAUUGCAUGUUUGUUCAUACUUAUCUCAUAGGAAUGUAUCCUAUUUCUUUGAAUUUUUCUAUAUAUCCAUAAGUUACUCGAGUACGAUUUCCAAACUUUGUUUUUUUUGGUGAUGUAUCCUGUUGUUAUUGAUCCUCAAUUAGUAAGUUUGAGCCAUAAACUCAAAAUUAACCCUGAAUUGCUUUCAAAUUUUUCCAACCUUUCAAAUUUUGGUAAUGGAAGCACCCAAGAUGUGAUCUUUGGUAAUGGAAUUGCACAAGAUGUGGUCUUUGGAAAUGGAAUCACUCAAGAUGAAAGCUUUAGAAAUGGAUUGACCCAGGAUGAGAUCUUUGGAAAUGGAAUUACCCAAGAUGAGAUUUUUAGAAAUGAAAUUACCCAAAAUGAGAUUUUUGGAAUCGGAAUGACCCAAGAUGCAGGAAUCUUUGGAAAUGGAAUUACCCAAGAUGAAAUCUUUCAAAAUGAAAUGAACCAAGAUGAGAUUUUUCAAAACCAUAAUAUAGUUGUCAGCAAAACCCAAUCAGGUGAAUUUAGUGAAAGUUGCAUAAGCCCAGAUUCAGUAGAUGUGCCUGAUUUUUCUGAUGCAUGCAUAAAGUUUUUGAGUGAUAUUUUAGAAGAGGAUUUGGAUGAAAUUCCUGCUACUAUACAUGAUUUUAGGGCUCUUCAAGCCACUGAAAAAUCUUUGUAUGAUGCUCUAGGAGAGGAAUAUUCAUCUUCUGAUAAUCCCUCAUCCUCUUUUGAACACAGUAUUGAGAGUCCAGAUGAUAAUGGGGUUGAUGGUUAUUUCUUAAGUAACACUCCUAGUUUUGAAUCCAAUUGGGUGCAAAACCAAAUACAAUUAAAGCCUUUUAUAAGCUUGAGUGAUCUUUCUGAUUCGAAUUCGGAAGUGAAACCUCAGUCCUCAGGUUCAACCAACACUGAUGGUUGCAUAGAUGGGUUAGCAACUUCUACUUCUAGUACAUUGACAUCUGUAGCCCAAGCGAAAGUUGAUAAGGGGGUUAGUCAAUCAAGGAAGAAGAAAAACCAACGAAGAGACAAUGGUGGUAACGAUGGAGGAAGAAGUAACAAACAGCAAGCUUCUUCUAAUGAAGAUUAUGUUGAGAUGAGACAGUAUGAUGAUAUACUUUUAUGCAGGGAAGAUAAAUAUGAUCUUACUAAUUGUGAUAAAGGAGUGAACAAGAAGUUGCAGGGAAACAAUACGAAGAGUAAAACGACUCGUGGGAAGAAGCAGAAUAAUGCAGUUGAAGAGGUGGAUUUGAGGACUCUUCUCACUCAUUGUGCUCAAGCCGUUGCGAGCUUUGAUCUUAGAGCUGCCAAUGAGAGGCUUAAGCAAAUUAGGUUGCAUUCUUCACCUUAUGGUGAUAGCAUUCAGAGGCUUGCCCAUUAUUUUGCUAAUGGUCUUGAGGCGCGCUUAGCUGGUACAGGUUCCACUGUGUCUGGCAAUAUUGUCGAUGCACACAUGUCAGCAUCCGACUUCUUAAAAGCUUAUAGGGUAUAUGUUUCAACGAUUCCUUGGCAUCGAAUGUCUUAUUUCGUGGCCAACAAUGCCAUCAUCAAGCUGGCUGAGAAAGCAACGAGAAUCCACAUAGUCGAUUUUGGUGUGUUAUUGGGUUUGCAAUGGCCUUGUCUCAUACAAAAUCUUGCAAAAAGAUCGAAUGGCCCACCUAGACUCCGGAUAACUGGAAUCGACUACCCCCAGCAAGGAUUUCGACCAGCAGAGAGGGUUGAGGCAACUGGCCGUCGUUUGGCAGGUUAUUGUGAGAGAUUCAAUGUGCCUUUUAAGUAUCAGGGCAUUGCAAAUAAAUGGGAUUGCAUAAUGCCGGAGGAUAUAAAUAUUGAAGACGAUGAGCUGGUGAUCGUCAACUGUAUGUUUCGUUCUGGAACACUACUUGAUGAAACAGUCGAGGUUGACAGUCAAAAGGAUGCUUUCUUGAGGUUAAUUAAACAGCUGAAUCCUUCCCUUUUUAUUCAUGGAAUUGUGAAUGGAACGUACAAUGCUCCGUUCUUCAUCACCCGUUUCAGAGAGGCACUCUUCCACUUCUCAUCUUUAUUUGAUAUUUUUGAAGAAACAAACCCGCGUGAAGAGCAUGAGCGGCUGCUGAUUGAAAGUGAGUUGAAUGCUAGAGAAGCUUUGAAUGUGAUCGCGUGUGAGGGUGCUGAGAGGAUUCAAAGGCCUGAAACAUACAAGCAGUGGCAAGCAAGGACAAUAAGAGCUGGAUUCAAGCAUCUCCCAUUAGAUAGGGAUCUUUUGGGUAAAGCAAAGGCUAUGGUGAAAGCUAAUUACCAUAAGGAUUUUGUGGUGGACGAGAUUCGAAAUUGGAUGCUGCAAGGCUGGAAAGGCAAAACUAUGUUUGCUCUUUCCUUUUGGCAAUCUUGAUGACAACCACCAACCACCGCUGCUUGGACUCUUCACAUUACCUCAAGAAUCCGUAUAAGGCCCAGGCCCAGGCCCCUUGAUUCUAGGUCAUGGAUUAUACACUUGGAUACUUGAAUUGGUUCAAAAGCUUCAGAUUUUCUCGUAAAAUUACGAGUCCGAGUAAUUGACAACACUACCUUUAUAACUUAAGCUUUUGUAAAAUAGAAAUAUAUCUUGGUGCUGCUUCAUCCCCCACCCCCAAGUUUUCCAAUUCAGGAAUCUGAAUUUUGUGGCUGAUAUAUAUAUAUAUAUAUAU